Molecule: messenger RNA, 1552 nt
Organism: Polyodon spathula (Mississippi paddlefish)
Lineage: Eukaryota; Metazoa; Chordata; Actinopteri; Acipenseriformes; Polyodontidae
Product: high mobility group protein B3-like
Exons: 5
Coding region: 88-714 (208 amino acids)
Biological process (GO): regulation of transcription by RNA polymerase II
Molecular function (GO): DNA binding, bending
Source: RefSeq, a predicted model, not a curated record
GCUAGCGCGAGGCUGUAUACAGCGCUUAAGAGUGCGGCGAGGCUCAGAGAUAGCAUACAGGCAAACAAUACAGAAAACACAAUCAAAAUGGCAAAGGGAGACCCCAAGAAGCCCAAAGGCAAGAUGUCUGCCUAUGCUUACUUUGUGCAAACUUGCCGCGAGGAGCACAAGAAGAAAAGCCCUGAUGUUCCUGUAAACUUUUCAGAGUUCUCCAAGAAGUGUUCUGUGAGAUGGAAGACCAUGUCUGGCACUGAGAAGUCUAAGUUUGAGGACCUGGCAAAACAAGAUAAGACACGGUACGAUAAUGAGAUGAGAGACUAUCAGCCAGGAGGAAAGGGUGGCAAGAGAAAGAAGGACCCCAACGCACCCAAGAGACCACCAUCUGGUUUCUUCCUCUUUUGCUCAGAGCAACGUCCUAAAAUCAAAGUUACCAACCCAGGCCUCACUAUUGGUGAUGUGGCCAAGAAGCUUGGUGAGAUGUGGAACAACCUGACUGAAGCCACAAAAAGGCCCUAUGUGAUAAAGGCAGGCAAGCUAAAGGAAAAAUAUGAGAAGGACGUUGCAGAGUACAAGUCCAAAGGAAAGGUUGACUCUGCAAAGCCGGCUGCAAAGGCAGCCCCCAAGAAGAGAGUAGAGGAGGAGGAGGAUGAGGAUGAUGAGGAGGAGGAUGAAGAGGAAGAUGAAGAGGAGGAUGAUGAUGAAGAUGACGAAUAAUUUAAGCCACUUUUAUUUAAUUUCUUUUCAGCAUGAUUACUAUAGGGUAGGGAAAACACACAUUGCAAUGUUGGUCCCCUCUCCCCCAUCCUUUUGUGGACUCAAUGCUGUCUAAGUUUUAAGCAGAUUUAGUUGCAGCAAAGUCUGUGACCAGUUUUGAAACUGGAAUAUUCAACUGCUUUGUACAUUAAGUUUAAAAAAAAAAAAAAAAAAAAUUUUAAUUCAGCUGUGUUUUGUAUAUGUCAACACUCAAUCUCAAGUGUUCUCCUUGCUCUAUGUAUUAUGUUGGUUGUGUAACAAAGCAUUUAAAUUUUUUUUUUUAAAUUGUAAGGUGGUGUAUAACUGGUUGAAAUGGUUAUUGACUUAGAUUAUCUUUGGUUUUAAAUUGUACAGAGAUCUAGUUUGUAAGAGACUUGUAUCAAUAUUGUGGUGCUUGCUUUAAGCUUUUGAGCUCCUUCACAGUGGCAAAGGAGCAACAAUAGCUUUUGGUGUGCACUAUAAGUGAAGCCAGUGUCUACACUACAUUGGGGGUAUCUCUUUAGCGUAAAAGUUGUCUUUCUGUAUAUAGCUAACAAGCAUUCUGCAGCAAUUCAGUACAGGAAGGGGUGCGAAAUAGCAUGAAAUAUUUAUGUGGAUGGGUGGUUUUUUUUUUUAAGUGCAGUUUUUAAACUGGUGUUUUUGUAGGAUAAUCCACUCUUUUCAAAGCUUGGGGUGCGUGCAACAGUCAAGUUACAAAUCCUGUACUGAAGCCUUUGCAUCUAAAGUAUAAUUUCAUUUUUGUAUGUUUAGAAUGUUAAGAUGUUUUUGAAGUUAAUAAAACAGUAUUACAAUUUUUAAA